GGACGCGCAGCACGCAGCGGGCUCGGGAGCGCGCGCGGAGGCGGUCCGGUCGCCUCAGGUUCUCUCUCCCAUCCUCCGUUUUCGGUUGCUAGCUUAGCUUAGCUCCAGAAGGAGAGCGAGCGAACGGGGCGGACCAGCAGCGACGGACACGUACUUUACGCCGCCGGAGGUUCAAUAACGCCGAUUUGUGCGCGACUCGACAGGCGCUUGACGAGGGCCAGGAUGUCCAGUGAAGUGCAGAGGCCGGACGACAGCCCCAGCACGAGCGGGGGCAGUUCCGACAUUGAGCAGCGCGAGUCGGCUCCGCCAGAGCAGGAACGAGACCAGACGCAGCCCAAGAAGAAGGAAACGAAGAUUUCCAGCAAGACCGCAGCCAAGCUCUCCACCAGCUCCAAGAGAAUUCAAAAGGAACUUGCCGAAAUCACACUAGACCCACCGCCAAACUGCAGUGCCGGUCCAAAGGGAGACAACAUAUAUGAGUGGCGGUCCACGAUCCUUGGACCUCCAGGAUCUGUGUACGAAGGAGGCGUGUUCUUUCUCGACAUUGCCUUCACACCCGAUUACCCCUUCAAACCACCCAAGGUAACGUUCCGCACCAGAAUCUACCACUGCAACAUUAACAGCCAGGGUGUGAUCUGUCUGGACAUCCUGAAGGACAACUGGAGUCCUGCCCUAACCAUCUCCAAAGUGUUGCUGUCCAUCUGCUCUCUGCUCACAGACUGCAACCCUGCUGACCCCCUGGUAGGGAGCAUCGCCACGCAAUACUUGACCAACAGAGCAGAGCACGACAGGAUAGCCAAACAGUGGACCAAGCGCUACGCCACAUAGGCCUCUCCAGAGCCCUACCCCCUCCCUCCCAAAAAAAAAAAAAA
Molecule: messenger RNA, 872 nt
Organism: Scleropages formosus (Asian bonytongue)
Lineage: Eukaryota; Metazoa; Chordata; Actinopteri; Osteoglossiformes; Osteoglossidae
Gene: ube2e2
Product: ubiquitin-conjugating enzyme E2E 2
Exons: 6
Coding region: 223-828 (201 amino acids)
Source: RefSeq, a predicted model, not a curated record